AAAUUUUGUCGCUGACAGUCGAGAGAGAUCAGUAGUGGCAAGAGCAGUCAGAUCAGCAUCAUCGCAAUCUCAGCUCUUGAUUGAGACUGACAGAGGCAGAGCAAGCUAGCGGACAGGCCAUCGGACCAGACGAACGAUAGCCAGACGCAUCUUUCAAUAUCUAGACCGUAGAGACGCAGCAGUCGUCGAUGCCCGCAAAAGUGACAGCUUUCGACCCGGACAAUGACACUGCAAAGCCUCUGACCGUGCCUGAACCUGCCGCUGCCAACUCUUCGAAACCAGAAGCACACCAACCAGUCAAGGACGAUGGGCAGCCAGAAGCGUUCCCUGAGAGAUUAGCCGCACUCGCGGCUGCUAAAGAACGCAAGAGAGUCAAGCGUCAAGCCAAAAAACAGCGACUACGUGAGGAACGCAUCGCAGCCUCAUCCGAGUCUGUCCCUCACGCAAGCCCGGUGCAAGAUGCGGCUGCCCCAGCAAAUGCAGGCUCACGCAAAUCCAAAGCUCGCAAACCUCGUCAGGCUGUCGAGAUUGCCCACUCGUCGUCAGACGUCGACGAUACCGAUGGCGAUGGCUCAGAGGUCACGAAAGUCAAUUCGGCAGAUCUUCCCAUCGUCAAUCUGAGCAAACUGGCAAGUUCGAGCUGGGCAGACGAGACUGCACUCGCUUCUGCAGACCAAGACAAAGCUCAACAGCAAAAGGCCGCUGUCCUGCCAUCGACCGCCCAAGCCAAGCGUAGUGCUCGACGAGCGGGAGAUGUCGCCAAGACAUCUCCGCAUGCUGAAGCAGCACCGCGACGACAGUUUGCCCGCGAUGGCAGGCUACUCAGCGAGUCCUUACGCGCGAUCGGCAAUUACCGCGAUGAGCACGCCACCGAUGCAGGCGCCUCAUCAUCUGCCGCCCGGACCUCGUCACCUAUCGUGCACAAGUCAAUUUCCACGCCAGCGCCCGUUCCAGUGCCGGCUCCACAGACAAGAGCUGGAGUGCAAUCGACUGAGUCGAGUAAGCCUGUUGCAAAGGCGCCAAAAGUCAAGCAAGUCAAAGCUCAGCCAACUAAUGUGCCUGCUGUGCCUAGUCAGCUGCGUAUCGUCAGAUCCGCUGUGUCCGUCAGCCAGGCCGACGUUGGACCUUGGCGUCAUGAUAAAUUUCAGGACGAGUCAACAAGCGCUACUUCGUUGAAUGCGCCGCCAUCGAAGCAACCAAUUCGAGUAUCCCUGGGUCAAUCUACAGCGCGCAAGCCUUUCACGACGGUUGGACCGAGCAAUGUAGCCGUCCAAACUUUGCCUCAAUCGCGAGCAGCAUCCCGCGCCUCCGUGCAGAUUCAGACCGAUCCAGGCCGCCAUGCGGGUGACAAGAACGAGCAAGAGAUGAAUAGCGCGCAGGCCGUCCCUCGUGGCGAUCGAGAGACUCUUGAGCUCGAGAAGCGUAUAGGUCGAUUGAGCACAGACGAGGGGAUCUUCGAUGGCCGUCGAGAGUCGUCUACAUCGAGCAAGCCCUAUUAUUCUGGCGAGUCUCGUGCCCUGUCAACGCCCGGUGGGCUUUCGGUAGCAACUCCGGAGCUUCUGGCCUAUCCAGCGCAGUACGGGCCUGCUUACUACUACCCUGACGAUGGCUCGAAGCACUACAUGCCGCAAGCCUUCGACAUGUAUGGCUACCCGAUCAUGCAAGGGCCUCACAUGAUGCAGCUCCCGAAUUACUACCCUCAGCCUGACUAUUCGCCCGUCAAUACGCCGCCGCCACACUUUUCACCAGGUCGCUACCCGCCCUACGGAGUGGAUUACCACAACGAAAGGCAAAUGCAACGGAUCGACAAUGCAGGCGGUCUCGAGUCUCGUGGCAUGCCUGGAUUUGCACCGCAUCAGGUAGAUUCCUACCAGCCAUACAUGUACUAUCAGCAACCGCCGACGAUGUACGCCUACCCAUCUCAUCCUCCACUUCAGUCCAAGGAUCAAGCUCAAAUCUCACGACCAGAGAAUCGGGCUUACUCGGACCCUGCAAUCCUUAGCUACGUCAAGCCAAAUGACCGCUAUAAGCCUUAGAUAGCGCGCGCAAUGUUGCUACCCCAUGUUUCUGUAAACCUCCACGACCGAAUGCAUGAAGCAGUUGUUCACGUGAAUAGAUAUGCACCUGUU
This is a messenger RNA of Mixia osmundae IAM 14324, 2129 nucleotides long. RefSeq lists its product as uncharacterized. The coding region runs from base 189 to 2036 and encodes 615 amino acids. The transcript is spliced from 3 exons. The record is from RefSeq and is a predicted model, not a curated record. Lineage: Eukaryota; Fungi; Basidiomycota; Mixiomycetes; Mixiales; Mixiaceae.